Musca domestica (house fly) is the source of this 420-nucleotide messenger RNA. RefSeq lists its product as uncharacterized. Lineage: Eukaryota; Metazoa; Arthropoda; Insecta; Diptera; Muscidae. The transcript has 2 exons. Bases 1 to 420 code for a protein of 139 amino acids. The record is from RefSeq and is a predicted model, not a curated record.
AUGGCUGAUAAUGAGGCAAUGUCUCACAAGGAUAAGCAAAAUGAGGGAAAGGAGAAACAGAAGAAUACUGAGAAGCCACAAAAUGAAAAGAAAUCAAUUGCAGCAUCUAAAUUGGAAGACGAAGAGAAAGCAAAAGAGACCAGCAAAAUGGAUGAGAAAAAGGAAAAGAAGGAAGAAACCAAUAAAACACUGCAAGAUAAUAAAACCAUGGACAAGAAUCCAGCCAAAGAGGUCGAGAAUUUAGCCAAAGAAAAUAAAGUCGCGGAAGACAAAAAUAAACAAGAUAUGGAUAAGCUAAACAAAUCUCCACCUGGCGCUAAAGAUGGAAAGGACAAAGAUAAAUCUUCCCUUGCCACAAGCAAACCCUCAGAAAGAACGAAUCUUAUGUUCAUAAAGGAAUUGAGAUGUGUAAUAUGUUAA